CUGCCUCCCGCAGGUCUCCCCGCAGCGUUAAACCUCGGCGACGCAUCGCCGAGCCGAGCUAGGACCCCCUGAAAUUUGCCAUAUUUACAGUCAGGAACCCACGAUCUGUAAAGAAAAGUCAACUUUGCAUCCACCCCCUUCGCCGGAGAUGGCGUCGGAGCUAACGUACCGCGGCGGGGCAGCCACGGGCUCCGCCUCCGACGGCGGGGAGUACUCUCCCAAGCCCUCCAAGCCGCUCUCCUGGCUCACCCGCGCCGCCCGCUACGCCACCGCCGAGCACCGGCCCCUCUUCGCCCUCGUCGGCAUGCUCUUCGCCGCCGCCCUCUUCACCUUCUCCUCGUCUUCCUCCUCGGCGGGAUACACCUCCCCCUCCGGCCCCGCCGCCGUCUCCUUCAAGCAUCUCGCCAACAUCGCGCACCCGUCGCUGCACGAGUCCGUCGGCGGCAAGAUGCCCCUGGGGCUGCGCCGGCGCGGGCUACGGGUCCUCGUGACUGGCGGCGCCGGGUUCGUGGGGAGCCACCUGGUGGAUCGGCUCAUGGAGCGCGGCGACAGCGUGAUCGUGGUGGACAAUUUCUUCACGGGGCGCAAGGGGAACGUCGCGCACCACCUCGGGAACCCCAGGUUCGAGGUCAUCCGGCACGAUGUCGUCGAGCCCAUACUGCUCGAGGUCGACCAGAUCUACCACCUCGCUUGCCCUGCCAGCCCCGUGCACUACAAGUACAACCCAAUCAAGACAAUCAAGACCAAUGUGGUCGGGACACUGAACAUGCUUGGAUUGGCAAAGAGGAUUGGUGCAAGGUUUCUCCUCACCAGCACAAGUGAAGUCUAUGGUGAUCCCCUCCAGCACCCUCAGGUGGAGACUUACUGGGGCAAUGUCAAUCCCAUUGGUGUCAGGAGUUGCUAUGAUGAGGGUAAACGCACAGCUGAAACACUGACCAUGGAUUACCACCGUGGUGCCAACCUUGAGGUCAGGAUUGCUCGAAUUUUUAACACGUAUGGUCCUCGCAUGUGCAUUGAUGAUGGCCGUGUUGUCAGUAACUUUGUUGCUCAGGCACUGAGGAAGGAGCCUUUGACUGUCUACGGUGAUGGCAAGCAGACUAGGAGCUUUCAAUACGUCUCUGAUCUGGUGGAAGGGUUGAUGAAACUGAUGGAAGGGGAGCACAUAGGACCAUUCAACCUGGGUAACCCUGGUGAGUUCACCAUGCUGGAGCUGGCUAAGGUGGUACAGGACACCAUUGACUCGAGUGCAAGCAUUGAGUACCGGCCAAAUACCGCUGAUGAUCCACAUAAGCGCAAGCCAGACAUUACCCGCGCAAAAGAACUCCUGGGUUGGGAGCCCAAGGUCCCUCUACAUGAGGGGCUUCCCCUCAUGGUCACCGACUUCCGCAAACGUAUCUUUGGGGAUCAAGAGGAGUCGACUACCACAGCUGGUGGCAUGUCUUAACUUGAACCUGGCACAAAUUAUAGGGAACUUGUAUAAUUAAUUGUGUACAAGAGGGUAGAACUGAUUACAGGAUUUGAAGAAUUUUGGUGGUAACACGAGGUCAUGGCUGCAUACAUAUAUAGUUCUUUGGGCAAUAUGGAAAUGAUAAUAAGAAUGUCCUUGCGCUGCUUAACGUUGUAAGCUGUUUCUUCAUUUCCCUGGCCUCGUUUUCUGAGUCAUUCAAGUUGUAUCAUCACAAUGUCAACAGAUAACUAAUGUGGGUUGGAAAUUCGAUAUUCAGAUCAUAGUGGUAUGAGCUUUUGUUUCAACAUGAGCACUCCACUUGUAUAGCUGUAUAUCCAUGAAACAUAUAUAUUUGCUUUAAAACUGCAAUGGAACUAGAGAUUUAUUUA
Molecule: messenger RNA, 1836 nt
Organism: Brachypodium distachyon (stiff brome)
Lineage: Eukaryota; Viridiplantae; Streptophyta; Magnoliopsida; Poales; Poaceae
Product: UDP-glucuronic acid decarboxylase 2
Exons: 6
Coding region: 149-1444 (431 amino acids)
Biological process (GO): D-xylose metabolic process
Cellular component (GO): cytoplasm
Molecular function (GO): UDP-glucuronate decarboxylase activity; NAD+ binding
Source: RefSeq, a predicted model, not a curated record